GCGUCUCUGCUCCGCCAUUAACCUUCUUCGUAAUCUCGAACGAAGAUAUAUCAUCAUCUCCUCCCAAACUCGAUCAAAAACAACUACAUCCAGAACGGAAAGUCGAACAUGGCUACCUCAUCGGCCCUGUUCACUCCCACUACUUUCUCCGGCAUUCACAACCACAAUCCUAACAACAUCACCUUCCAAGGCCUCAAACCCCUAGCGCCGCAAAGAACCAUCGCCUCUUCGGUGAAGCUCACCGCCGUCGGUACGAGACGGAGAUCAAGCGUCUCCGUGAAAGCCGAAUUGAACCCCUCGGUGGUAAUCAGCUUGAGCACAGGCCUAUCGCUGUUCUUGGGGAGAUUCGUCUUCUUCAAUUUCCAGAGAGAGAACGUGGCGAAACAAGUUCCGGAGCAAAACGGGUUGACCCAUUUCGAAGCGGGCGAUACCCGGGCGAAGGAGUACGUGAGUCUGCUCAAGUCAAAUGACCCAGUCGGGUUCAACAUCGUUGAUGUUCUUGCUUGGGGAUCGAUCGGACACAUCGUGGCGUACUACAUCUUGGCGACCUCAAGCAACGGCUACGAUCCUAGCUUCUUCAACUGAUACGAUAUGAGCGGUUGCCGAGAAUCAUCUCUUCCGGUACAAUUUGUUUCUGGUCGUCUCGCCGGUGUGCCCGUACUGUUCUACUUCUUUUCUAAUUUGUAUAGUUGUAACUCUAAAUUAGCUUUUUUUUUUUAAUUUCUGAAUUUAAAUUUGGUUGGUAAUUAUGAUUAUGAAUUUUCUGUUAGUAA
Carica papaya (papaya) is the source of this 773-nucleotide messenger RNA. RefSeq names its product photosystem I subunit G (gene PSAG). Gene Ontology annotation, cellular component: photosystem I; chloroplast thylakoid membrane. NCBI's taxonomy places the organism in Eukaryota, Viridiplantae, Streptophyta, Magnoliopsida, Brassicales, Caricaceae. Gene Ontology annotation, biological process: photosynthesis. The record is from RefSeq and is a predicted model, not a curated record.